Bacidia gigantensis is the source of this 3819-nucleotide messenger RNA. RefSeq lists its product as uncharacterized. Lineage: Eukaryota; Fungi; Ascomycota; Lecanoromycetes; Lecanorales; Ramalinaceae. The transcript is spliced from 4 exons. Gene Ontology annotation, biological process: cristae formation. The record is from RefSeq and is a predicted model, not a curated record. Gene Ontology annotation, cellular component: MICOS complex. The coding region runs from base 1 to 3819 and encodes 1272 amino acids.
AUGGCGGGCACUUUACAAGCAACCGGAAAUGCACCGACAUACAACAAUUUUCGGGUUCUAAUUAACCAACCCUUUCCAUUGCCAAACAAUUUCGAUGCGGCCGUAGUGGACGUAAAGCUUACAAAAUAUACCAUACUUUGCAACAAUCUCACGGCAAUGUUGACGGCCGCGACCACUCUGCACGGAAAUGCGGCAUAUACACCAUCAUUUGUUGGUGGAACUGUCACCUUAGCGCGACGUUUGACUUGGGUGACAACCUAUUUCUUGAAUGGUAUAACCAAUUAUAUGGAGUGGAGCGCCGAGAUACCGAAUUCUGCCGCCAGGAGGAAUCCUGCGGCAUGGGGAACCUUCAUAGAUGCACUCACUGCCUUGUUUACUGCUUUGGUCGUUGUGCCAGACCAAUGGUCGGUGGAUUCUCAAGCCAACCUCGGGGAUGAUGGCGCUGUUCAGUAUCCGAUACCUGCGGAGCCCCCACUGGAACUUGUAGCUCAGAUAUACCUUGACGUGUACGACAGAGCUCGAGUUGGUCCAACGUACCCUAACGGCCUGAACACUACAGCUCUGGUUCAACAAUGCCUGUCCGUAGAGCUUGCGACCAACAAUCAUUUCGACCUCAACCAAAAUCAACGAAAUCGCACCGGCUUUUCCUUCUGUAUCUUCGUUAGCCAGUCGACACCCGCUGCCGCCAACAGGAAUCUGGUAGCUGGCUCAACAGUUCUUUGUUCGACCCAACUAGGGCUUCCAAUCUUCCCAGCUGCCUUCGACCCCAUCCGACGCGCGCGUUUUGUAGCAGGAGGUGCAAAUUACGACACCGAGCUUCAAACCCGCUUUUUGGACACCUCACAGAAUGUAGUGGCUCCUAAUCUUGCUACAAGACCAGCAGCCCGCUUCCGAGCGCACGGCUGGACACCAGCAAGUAGUGGACAGCAAACUCUUCAAGACUUUGUCACCCAGGUGACCAACGAUCUGGUGCUGCAGUCCCAGCCUGCCGCCUGGCGGGCUUUCACUUUUGUCAAUCAGGACGCACGGUCUCAUUUUGCGCCGAUUAUACUGAAUGGGCAGAAUGCAUGGUUUGAACCUACGCCGAGAUGUAUGAAAUGUCGCGUCACCCAAGGUUACGUAAACAUUCAGGAGAACUUAGCAGGCGCGGUGUCAUUGAUGACAAGGGCUAAGCUCUCGGUUCGUGGCUUUAUAAUUGACCAAGUUCAAGAACGAACAAGAAGUAUUGAGACGAUUUCAGAAUCCUACAAAGCAGCGCUUGACCUUUGCAAGGUUUCGAAUCGGUUUUUGUCUGAUGAAAACCCCAAAAGAUCCGCACUUAGAAUCCUCGCACGAAAUGUGGCCCACCAAGGAAAGGAAGUCUCUGAGGCUUUCCUUAACGCGUGUGAGCGGUAUGUAGACGAUGAACCGGAUCUCUCCGCUUUUAUGGCGCUUGCGGAUCGGAAGGCCCUCUUCGACGAAAUUAAAUCACGCAAUCACGCUCUGAUCGCCCUGUAUCACUCGAAAGAUGGAUGCUUUGGAGCAACCAGAGGAGGCUGCUAUGGCAUGUUCACCGAAAAGGGAGCGAUUGGAGAUGAAAUUUUCAUGAUCGAUGGGGGUCCCGAAACCUUCCUCGUUCGCCAUCAACCUGCGACAGACACAUACAUUUGGUCAGGACAGAGCUAUGUCUAUAAUUUUGAGGACCAGAUUGAGAAAAAUGCGGCAAUAGACAUUCUGACUACCAUCCGAUGCUUUGCAGACUUGAAAAAGGAUGACACGAACACCAAGCCUAGCAUUCAUGAUUCAGACACUGUUGUACUUCCUGGGACCUCAAGUCGAACUGCUUCUCAGGCCCAACCACCUCCGCCCGGCUCAGUACCCUUGACAGCAUCUUCCCCUGCAACUCCAUCUUCCAAUUCGACAAUCCCCCCAGAGAGUAUACCGAAAACUCCACCCACACCACCUGGUGGUAAAUUACAGACAGCCCCGCCAACUUCUGUCCCUCCUCCACCCUCCAAUACCAGCGCUCCCUCUGCGCCAAUUCCUCCCUCACCGCCCCCUCCACCUCCACGACAGCCGCGUCGUUUUCGACGCUUUAUUGUUUAUCUUGUUCUUAUUGGCGCCUUAAGCUAUGCCGGGGGAGUCUAUUACUCGCUACUGUCAGACAAUUUCCAUGAUUUCUUCACGGAGUACGUGCCUUUCGGCGAGGAGGCGGUACUCUACUUCGAGGAACGUGAAUACCGAAAGCGGUUCCCUAACAUUACCAAUCCCACCAAUCGCCCAACACUAGAUGCCGGGAACAAAGUCACCAUACCGAGCAAGAGUGGCGUCUCCUGGAGGGUCGCAGAUGACACCCAGAAAGCGAGCGAUUCGGGAACCAAGGGCCGGCAUACAAAUGCUGUCGACUCCCAGGAGGCUCAGGUCAAUAAAAGCAAUACUGCGAAUGCCCAGCAGACGCCUUCACAAGCAACAAGUGCGGAGAAGACCAAAGCUGUAGAAGGUGCCAAAAAGACUUCAGAGUCGCAAUCUUCACCACUGCAGUCGGCAGCGGCGAAAGCCAAAGAAGCAGUAAAAGCAGCAUCUCCUGCACCUUCUUCAAAGCCAGCAGAGACCACUACACCUAGCACUUCAACAGCUCCCGUCAAGCAGCCAGAAACAGCGAAUAUCGCAUCUACGCGCCCGCCAGAAGUGAACGAGCCCAGUCGAAUAAUGCCUGUAGAGCCCAUUGAUCCUCUAAAAGUUAAAAAUGCAAAUGAGCCCCUAGUUCAAGACCUAGUCAACAUUUUGAACGAUAUCAUCACCGUUGUAAACAAUGAUGGAUCGUCAUUUAUAUAUAACUCGACGAUGUCAAAAGCAAAGACCGCAUUGGUCAAUGUCUGUGGGAGAAUUGUGAAUCUGAAGCAAACCGAGCAGCAAAAAGCAGAGGAAGAGAUAAAAUCAAUGCAUUUGAAAUUUGACGAAGGGGCGAAGGACCUCGUGAAACGUAUAGAGCAAGAACAGCAGGUCCAAAUCGGCCAGUGGCGCGAUGAAUUCGAGUCCGAGCGAGACAAAUUGUCCCAGAACUACCAGGAGCGCCUCAGUGUUGAAAUGAAACGAGCCCAAGAAGUUAUGGAGCAGCGCGUCGGCAACGAGCUCUUACAGCAGGCGCUCACACUCAAGAAGCAGUUCCUGUCCGACGUAACUUCGCAGGUCGAGAAUGAGCGUAACGGCAGACUUGCCAAACUCUCCGACCUCUCAUCGAGCGUCUCCGAGCUCGAAAAGCUUACCGGCGAGUGGAACGGCGUCGUCGACGCCAAUCUAAGGACUCAGCAUCUACAAGUCGCGGUAGAAGCUGUGCGCUCGACCCUGGAGAGAGCAGAUCGCCCUCGCCCAUUCGUGCACGAACUUGCCGCCUUGAAGGAAAUCGCUGCCGACGACUCCGUCAUCAACGCCGCCAUCGCAUCCAUCAACCCUACCGCAUACCAAAAGGGCAUGCCCACCUCCGCCCAGCUAAUCGACCGGUUCCGUCGCGUGGCGGCUGAAGUCCGCAAAGCGGCCUUACUGCCAAACGAGGCGGGCGUGGCAAGCCAUGCCGCUAGCUGGGCGCUCUCGAAGGUUUUGUUCAAGAAGAAGGGCAUGACUGUGGGGGAUGAUGUGGAGAGCGUGCUCACGAGGACGGAGACGUUGCUUGAGGAGGGAAAUUUGGAUGAGGCUGCGAGGGAGAUGACGGGGUUGCAGGGGUGGGCGAAGACGUUGAGUUGGGAUUGGUUGAGUGAGGCGAGGAGGGUUUUGGAGGUAAGACAGGCGAUGGAUGUCAUCGCUACUGAGGCGAGAUUGGAGGGGUUGAAGGUUGAGAGUUAA